GCGUGACCGGCUUUACUCAGGUGGUGAAACCCUGGGGGCUGCCCGGUUCCCGGUCAUCCCCAUCUCCAAGGGCCCCCCACGCCCCCCAACGGCCUGAGGACGUCGGGAAGCAGGAGGUUGUGUGACAGUUGCACCAGCAGGAUUGUGAUCCCUCCAGGGAAAGGGGGAGUGACCCCCCCAUGUCCCCCCCUCCCUCCCAGACACCCGGGGGAGCGAUGGCGGGCUGCAGUCACUCCUUGCUCCUGGCCGUGGCCCUGCAGUCCCUGUUACAGCCGGCCCUGGGCCAAACCACGAACAGGAGCACCGUGACACCCACAUCCGUAUCGGGGCUCACGGAGUCGGAGCGGCUGGCGGCCAUCAUUGUCCCCUCCCUAGUCGGGGGUCUCCUGCUUAUUGGACUUGUGAUCUUUGGGGCGCUCAAGGUGCGGGAGAGGCGGCAGACGGAGGGCACCUACCGGCCCAGCAACGAGGAGCAGGUGGGUGCUCGGGUGGUGACGAACGCUAACCUCCAACUGCCCCCCGAGGAGCGGCUGAUCUGACCCGGGGGGAGGGGAGGGGGUCACACACACCCCCUCCCCAGACUGGCAGACUCUGUACUGGCUGGACCUUGUGGUUGCACAUCUGGGGGGGGGGCGGCUCCUUGCUCUCCGCUGGCUGGAAGGAGCCGAGGUCUUCGUCGCUGGAUGCAUCGGAUUUCCACCUGCGCUCUCCUCCUGCGGGGGUGGAGGGGUGCUGCCCAGUGAAACACCUGGCCAUGCUGGUGCUGCGCGACAUCGCCCCCUGGUGGCAGAAGCGGCGGGAACCUCUGCUGCUGCGCUGGGAUAUUGGCAGAACGCUCACACCUUGCGCGUGUUUCCACCUGGCUGAACGCUUUAUCCCCUCCACCCCCGUCUGCGUCUCACACGUGUCCUGUAAUCUCCCCUACCUCGGUCUGCAUCUGUCUGGCCUGGGGCCGGCUGCAGGGGGGUCACCAAGCCGGCCCCAGCUCGCAUUGCAGGCUGCAGAUGGGGAGUGACUCUGCAUUGGCACCUGGGCUGGUGAAAGCGAGGCUGGCGCGGCAGCGAAGGAAGGGGAAGCUAGAAACUCCUGCCUGAGCCGCCAGGGAAGGGUUUGGCUUUAAAAAAAAAAAAAAAAAAAUCGCUGAAGGGAAACAGCCGUGUUUAAAAAACUGACCCCCCGGGUUAGUUAAUACACAUCAGCCCUCCUGUAGCCUGAGGUGCAGACGGAAGGUAGCGGUAGAGAGGUUUAAGUCCCUUCACUGUUGUGCCUCAGUUUCCCCAUCUAUCACUCCCCCUCUUCCUGGUGCUCUCCCGGCUACAAAACCAGCAGCCUUCUUGGGUGCAUGUGGAAGGUGCCACAUCGCUCUCUAGCGGCUGGUGAAUGCAGAGGAUAAUAGCCUCCUGCGGCUGUCAGCGGAUGGAGCCGCUCCUUGGGCUGGGCUGGGGUUACUGGACUCAAACCGGGGGCUGCUGAUGGGGUCAUUUCUCAUGGUGGGGGGAGGGGUGAAAUACACUAAUAACUCAGAAAGCAACUGGGUGGCCUUUUUUGCUGUCCUGUCUAUGGGGAAUGUAACCAAACUGCACCCAACUUAACGAGCCAAAUCUUUGUCCUCCGGCAGGGCCGUGGUUCAUCCUCCCCUUAACCCAAAACUUGCUGGAAUCUUCUCCCAUGUGCGGCAUCCCCCCUGGUGGCCUUUCCCCCAAGCCGCAGUGUCCCACAGCACAACCCUGCCCCAUUGCUGCUCCCCCGGCCGGCACCAGGGCUAAGGUUAUUUCCCUGCAUGGGGCAGCCUGGGGUAAAGCAACCAGGGGGCCCCCCCAUCGGCAAGGCUGGAGUAGCAGCAGCCAUCCCCCUGCCUCAGGCUUCCAGACCCAGCUGCAGGAGAAGCAGCUUGUGGGCCGAUUUCCUCGCCCCAUUAGCCACUCGUACCAGCCGCGGUUCCUAGAGCCUAGGGCUUGGUUUGUGAAUCUUUAACUUGAAGGGCUUUUCUCCCACCCGUGCCUUGGCCAUUUGAGUUACGGGGAACACACACAGGUUUUAAACAGGCCGGCCCAUGGUGCUGGCUCUGCCUUUAUGCCACCCGUGGGUUGUUGCUCUGACCAUCUCAGCCUCUGUUGACUCUAACUUGGAUACAGUGGCAGUGAGUUCCCCAGGCUCCCAAGGGAGGAAGAUGCAGGGGGAGCUGUUUGCCCAGCGGGCCAUCCAGCAUCAGGGGUUGCUAGGACCCCAGUUCCCCAGCCGGCUGCUUGGGUCAUCUUUACAGCCCCUGCUUCCUCACUGUAGGCUGUGUCUUGGCUCUGCCCCCGUGCCUGCCGCCGGCGCCUCCGGGGCAUGCCAACCUUGCUCAGUGUCUGGCUGAAAGCUUCCCCUGCUGGGCCAGCCCUCACCUGGUGCUGCGUGUUCUCCGCCUCAGUCACCUCUUCUCUCCUUUCAGUCCUCCCGGGAAGACCCAAAAUUAACGGAGCUGUGAGAGCCGGGAGCAAACGUCCCCAGACUUUGGCCCUUGCCCUUUGAAACUGCCGGAGUUGGGAUCUCCCGGCCCCAUGCCUGCCCACUGGUCAGUUUCGCACCCUCUCCCCCCGCCACGGGGGUCACUCUACCCAGUUUUGCAUGGGCCAGUGGCUGCCCCUUACAACCUCCCUGUUCACCCAGCCGCAGGGGGGCUGGUCGCUGCCUGGGCUCCCGGGGCCCUGUGAUGAUACAAAUAAGUGCAACAGGGCUGGGGCCCUGACAUGGGACUAGCUGUUCACAACUCAGGGUGGGCCCCUGGCUACAGCUCUUUCCCCACCGCCAGCCUUCUAGCCCUCAAAUCUCUUCUUCAGCUGUGACGGUUGAAGCAGAGCUGGGAGCCAUGUAGGAUUUAGGCUGCCAUGGGAAUCAAGGAGAGUUAGGCACCUCCAGCCCUUUGAGGAGCUGGGCCUCUGACCCAGGGGGUUUAGGUGCCCCUGUUGCUAAUCUUCCCCCUUUUCUGCACCCAAAUAUGCAGCAAUGUAGUUGAAGCUGUCCCCCGACGCUCACCUAGAAAGGGAGGCUGGUCCUGGCAGGAAGGCCCUGCCUCAGACCCGCUGGGUGACCGUGGAUAAGUCAUGUCACCUCUCGUGCCUCAGUUUCCCUAGCUGGAGUAAGCCGGUCCUACAGAGCCAGCGAGGAGCAGGAGGCAGGGUUACCUGCCCCUCUGGGUGCUGGCAUGGCAGCUUUUUAAGCUGGGUUCAUACAGUGUUGUGUUUUCCCUCCUCUGUGCAAAUGUAACUUUUAUUUUUUUGUAAAAUAAACUAAUUUUGGGAUCAA
This is a messenger RNA of Malaclemys terrapin pileata, 3288 nucleotides long. RefSeq names its product crumbs cell polarity complex component 3 (gene CRB3). The transcript is spliced from 4 exons. The record is from RefSeq and is a predicted model, not a curated record. NCBI's taxonomy places the organism in Eukaryota, Metazoa, Chordata, Testudines, Emydidae. Bases 180 to 539 code for a protein of 119 amino acids.